AAAUCAUAGAAACAAUGUUUGCAAAAUGCCAGAAAUCGUGAGAGGCUUAUAGUUUCACACGCCGGUGGAAGUAAAAGCAAUGCUAGAAGAGCAACUCAGAUGGAAAAAAAAUUGGGAAGGCCUGUAUGUCGAAGCGAGGUUAUUGUAUCAACUUUGCUAAAGAAAGAUGGGAGUUAUGUAAGCGGGGAAGGACAACGAUUAGCUGAAAAGAUAGCAGAGCAUUUGUCUGAAGACCAAGAGCGUGCUGCCGCUGAAGGUAUUCAUUCAAAGGUCUUGGCUCAUCCGGAUGAUGCAAUUGGAAAAGUUUGUAGUCCUGAGAAUGGUAAGCGAGUACGUGGCUUUAGUAAUGCUGCAUAUCCCAGUGGUUUUGGCAAGUCAAAGCGCAUCUUUGGAGGGGCAAUAUGCGGAGGUUCUAGCGGUGCAUCGCAACAGCAUGUUGCAGAAUUAGAAAAGCAACUUCAAGAAGCUAAAGGUCAAGUGGCAACUCUUUACAGAUUUCUACAACAGAAAUACGGUGAUGAAGUACCUACCUUAUCUGAUUCUGUGCCACACAUUGAGUCGGAAUGAUGCACCUCAUGUCAUGUUUAUUUUAUUUUUAAUUUAUGUUUAGUUUAUACUGUGAUUAGAGAUAUUUUUAUUUCUUAUUGUACAAAAUUAUGCAACUUGGUUUCUGUUAUUUCUUUACUAUAUCUUUGAACAAUGCAUAUGCUUUAAAAUACUGUUAUUACUUAGUUUGCUUUUUUUUAUUUUAAUUUUAUUAUCGUUGCUUUGAUUAUUUA
Molecule: messenger RNA, 779 nt
Organism: Arachis duranensis
Lineage: Eukaryota; Viridiplantae; Streptophyta; Magnoliopsida; Fabales; Fabaceae
Exons: 3
Coding region: 100-567 (155 amino acids)
Source: RefSeq, a predicted model, not a curated record